Messenger RNA from Oreochromis niloticus (Nile tilapia), 1657 nucleotides. Its product is annotated as collagen alpha-6(VI) chain. The record is from RefSeq and is a predicted model, not a curated record. Bases 238 to 1575 code for a protein of 445 amino acids. Lineage: Eukaryota; Metazoa; Chordata; Actinopteri; Cichliformes; Cichlidae. The transcript has 4 exons.
AGGCAGGGGGUCAUCAUCUACGCCAUCGGGGUGAAAUCCUCAAAUGAUAAUGAGCUGAAUGAGAUUGCUGGGGAUCCAAAGAGAAAGUUUUUUGUCGAUAGUUUUGAUGCCCUGAAAACCAUCAAAAAUAACAUCAUCAGAGAGAUCUGUAUUCUGGAAGCUUGUAAAGACACACAAGGCGACAUAUUUUUCCUAACUGACAGCUCUGAGAGGAUCUCUGAGGAAGGCUUCCAAAAGAUGAAAGAUUUCAUGAAAUCUGUCAUUAGCAAGUCCAUCAUUGGGCAGGAUAAGGUGCAUGUUGGUUUGAUGCAGUACAGCACCACCUCACGCCUGGAGUUUGACCUCACCACACACUACAACCUGGAAGGAAUGCUAAACACCAUCGAUGAUAUGGAGCAGAUGAAUGAAGGCACUCGCACUGGCAGGGCCAUCACAGAAGUCUCACAGUAUUUUGAUGCAGCCAGAGGAGGGCGUCCUUGGGUGAAGCAGUGGUUGGUCGUUAUAACAGACGGUAAAUCCCAAGAUAACGUCAGAGAACCAGCUCGUGCUCUGAGAGACAAAGGAGUGGUGACCUAUUCCAUUGGAGUGGAUAAGGCUAACAGUAGCAAGCUGUCAGACAUCAGUGGCUCAUCGCAGAGGGUCUUUAUUGAGAAUACCUUUGAUGGAUUGAAGGAACUAGGGACCAAGCUGGCCUUGGAGUUCUGUGAGAAAGAUUGUAAAAUAGAAAAGGCUGAUAUUAUUUUUCUGGUGGAUGGUUCUGGAAGCAUAAAGAAGGAACAGUUCAAAAGUAUGCAAACCUUUAUGGCUUCAGUUGUGACCCAGACCACAGUUGGUGAGAAUCUGACUCGUUUUGGAGUCAUUCUCUACUCUGACGCAGCCAACUCCAGCUUUACUCUAAAUGAAAUUUACUCCAAAGGAAAAGUCCUUGAAGCUCUGCAGCAGCUGAUACAACCACAAGGAGGCACCUACACAGGUGCCGCCUUGGCAUACUCGCUGCAGUACUUUAACGCUAAACAUGGCGGCCGGAGAGAAAUCAGGGUGCCUCAGAUUCUCAUGGUGAUUACAGAUGGAGCAGCUCAAGACCGUGACAGACUGAAAGCAGAAUCUGAUGCUCUGCGAAAAAAUGGGGUCACAGUCAUCAGUAUCGGAGUGAAGGACGCAGACAGGAAAGAGCUGGAGACCAUGGCUGGUGACGACACAUCCAAAGUUUUCUUUGUGGAUAAUUUUGAGGGUUUAGAAACUCUGUACAAGAAGAUUUCUCCUGUCCUUUGCAAUACCACUAAGCGAGCUUACAACCAGACAGACUUGGUCUUCCUGCUCGAUUACUCGAGCAGCAUCAACCUAGAAGAGCACAAAAUGAUAAACUUCACAGCAAGUGUGGUGGACAACUUUAAUGUCAGUAAAGAGUUGGCACAUGUUGGACUUGCACAGUUCAGUGACAAACCUAAAGAUGAGAUUCACCUUAACACGUACAACAACAAGACGAAGAUGAUUGGACAUAUCCUUAACAGGCCAUAUAAAGGUCGUGCUAAGGUUCGGAAAUUGAGGAGGGAGACCAAAAAUAACGACCACUGAUCCGGCCGGGUGCAAUUAGACGGCGUUUUAAUGGAUACACAUGUGGAGUCCAAACACUGUGCAGAUUCAGUGUUGAACUGUC